UGUUUAGUGACAAUAUAUACAUUCUUUUUUACUACUUUUUAUAAGAGAUAUUUUCCAGCAAAUUUCACUCUUCUUUCCUUAUAACCCAUCUCCAUAAAACCUCCAUCAAAAGACAGUUCUGAUAGAUUCCAAGAAUGAUUCAUUUGCAGGAAGGAGAUAUGUUUACUAAAGUAGGAUCAGUAAUUGCUAGUUUUAUGUUUGUUUGGGCUAUGUUCAAACAAUACUUUCCUUAUGAACUCAGAGACCGUCUUGAAAAAUACACUCAAAGAGCCUUCACUUUUGUUUACCCUUACAUUCAAAUUACCUUCCAUGAAUUCACAGGUGAACGCCUAAUGCGUAGUGAAGCAUAUUCCUCCAUUGAAACUUACCUGAGCUCCAGUUCUUCGAUGCAGGCGAAACGUCUCAAAGCAGAAGUAGUAAAAAACAACCAGUCCCUUGUUCUUAGCAUGGAUGAUCAUGAAGAAGUAGCUGAUCAUUUCAAUGGGGUAAAGCUAUGGUGGGCGUCUGGAAAAAAUGUUUUGAAGACGCAAACAUUGUCUUUUUAUCAGAUUACAGACGAAAAAAGGUAUUAUAAGCUAAGAUUUCAUAAAAAGCAUAGGGAACUGAUUAUUGGACCUUACCUUAAUCAUGUGUUGAAAGAAGGUAAGGCGAUUAAGAUUAAGAAUCGACAGCGCAAACUUUAUACUAAUAAUGGGUCCUAUUGGAGUCAUGUAGUGUUUGAGCAUCCUGCAACUUUUAAAUCGUUAGCCAUAGAGGCGACAAAGAAGAAGGAAAUUAUAGAUGAUUUGAUUACUUUUAGUCAAUCAGAAGAGUUCUAUGCAAGAAUUGGUAGGGCAUGGAAAAGGGGUUAUCUUCUUUAUGGUCCGCCUGGAACUGGUAAGUCUACUUUGAUUGCAGCUAUGGCAAAUCUUUUGAAUUAUGAUGUUUAUGAUCUUGAAUUAACUUCUGUUAAAAAUAAUACUGAAUUAAGAAAGUUAUUGAUAGAGGUGCCUUAUAAGUCUAUUGUAGUUAUUGAGGAUAUUGAUUGUUCUCUUGAUCUUACUGGUCAAAGAAAGAAAAAGAAGGAGAAAGAAGAAAUGGGUAAUAAUAAUGGAAAUGAAGAAAAACCCAAAACAGUAAAAGAAGAAAGAGAUGACAGAAGUAGUCAAGUUACUCUUUCUGGUUUAUUGAAUUCUGUUGAUGGGUUAUGGUCAGCUUGUGGAGGAGAAAGGAUAAUUGUUUUUACAACAAAUUUUAUAGAGAAACUUGACCCAGCUCUUAUUAGGAAGGGAAGAAUGGAUAAGCACAUAGAACUGUCUUACUGUAGUUUUGAAGCUUUUAAGGUGUUGGCUAAUAAUUACCUUCAGAUUGAUACACACCAACUGUUUGAUAAAAUAAGUGACUUAUUGGAGGAAACUAAAAUGACACCUGCUGAUGUCGCCGAGCAUUUGAUGCCUAAGACUGUUCCUUCCAAUGCCGAUGUUUGCUUGGAGAGUCUUGUUGAAGGCCUUCAAAUGGCGAAAGAGGAAGCGAAGUUGAAAAAAGAGGAAGAAGCAAGAGAGAAGGCGGAGGAAGCAGCAACAGCAACAGCAACAGCAAAUGGAGAAGCUAAAUUGGAAGAAAAUAAGGAUUCAGUAUCAGGCAAAGAAUAGAGGAGGGAGAAAAUUAUUUUUUCUCCAAUCUUGUGGCUCCAUUUCAAUUGUUAUUAAUGUAACCUAGUUCUUUUUUCAGUUAAUGCUGUGUCAAAAUCUGAAUUAAAAAAGAGCAAAUGUUGUCUUGGUUAGCCUA
This is a messenger RNA of Jatropha curcas, 1767 nucleotides long. RefSeq names its product AAA-ATPase At3g28580. Gene Ontology annotation, molecular function: ATP hydrolysis activity; ATP binding. The record is from RefSeq and is a predicted model, not a curated record. Lineage: Eukaryota; Viridiplantae; Streptophyta; Magnoliopsida; Malpighiales; Euphorbiaceae.